Molecule: messenger RNA, 906 nt
Organism: Capsicum annuum
Lineage: Eukaryota; Viridiplantae; Streptophyta; Magnoliopsida; Solanales; Solanaceae
Exons: 2
Coding region: 1-906 (301 amino acids)
Source: RefSeq, a predicted model, not a curated record
AUGAAGGGUCUCAAUUACGAAGACUUCUGCAUCGAUCUAGGCGUAAAACUGCCGGAGGGGAACAAACCUCCAAAGUUUGAGUUGUAUAAUGGAACUGGAUAUCCUGAGGCACAUCUACGUAUGUACUGUGACAAACUAGCGGGUGUAGGGAAGAAUGAGAAAAUUUGGAUAAAGCUAUUUAUGAGAAGCCUCAUGAGAGAGACUCUAACAUGGUACAUUGAACAAGAUAUGAAAAAGUGGAUAGGUUGGCUUAACUUGGCCUCUAGCUUCAUCGAUAUAUUUGGGUACAAUAUCGACAACGCUCCUAGCUGGACUUAUAUGCAGGCAAUGAGGGAGAAACCAAAUGAAUCCUUCCAUGAGUAUGCCAUGAGAUGGAGGGCUGAGGCUACGAGAGCUUGGCCUCUAGUUGAAGAGCAACAAAUAAAGGAAUAUUUUGUCAAGCUGAUCGAUACUAAGGUGAUUCAGUUGAAGGACCCAAAACCGAACAUCAUCAACAAUCCUCUCCCUACUCAUGAGGUAAAUAUGAUCGAUGCUGAAAACAAUAUAGACUUGGAACAUUCUAUUUGGGUUAUUGAAAAGGGAGACAGUACUCCUAUCAGUGUACGGAAGCAGGCACCAUUUGACGUCCAGGUUGCCAUGCCCAAAGCUCCCUCCACUGUUGUGAGAGCUACCCUAGCUACAUACAAUCCUCAUGCAGCUGAAUGGAAUUAUACACUCAAUAUUUUGGGGAAAGCAAAGAUAGUUGAGAUAGAUAUUGCACAAAGGGUGACCAGAUCAAGUAGAAUAUACACACCUAAAAACUUAUUUCAGGGAAAUUCUAGUAAGGGAAAGCAACCUACCAUCGGGGUUGAAGAAUAUAGCAUUUUCAAGAAAUUACAGGCCAAGGAGUAUUUCGUGGCUGAGUAG